GUGUGUGUGUGUGUGUGUGUGUGUGUGUGUGUGUGUGAGUGUGUAAAAUGUCCAGACGGGUCGGUUCCUCCUCUGGGGCAGAAGUAGCACAGAAUGGGGGCAAUAAGGACGUUUGCCCUCCAAAGCCCCCCGAGGGCAAGGUGGAACUGCACAAGAAGGUGACCCUGCUCCGGGGAAUCUCCAUAAUCAUUGGGACCAUCAUCGGAGCAGGAAUUUUCAUCUCCCCCAAGGGGAUACUCAAGCACUCUGGAAGCGUGGGAAUGUCGCUGGUGGUGUGGAUCGCAUGCGGAGUGCUGUCUUUGUUUGGGGCGCUCUCUUAUGCAGAGCUGGGCACUUGCAUCAAGAAGUCUGGGGGCCACUACAUAUACAUCCUGGAGACUUUCGGCCCUCUCAUGGCGUUCGUCCGCCUCUGGGCUGACCUGAUUGCAAUAAGGCCUGCAGGUUUGGCAGUCAUUUCAUUGGCAUUUGGUCAGUACAUUCUAGAGCCUAUCUUCACUCCCUGUGGGGUUCCGGAGAUCGCAAUCAAACUGGCCACUUCCAUCGGCAUAACAACUGUGAUGUACAUCAAUUCUAUGAGUGUAAGCUUGACGGCCAGGAUACAGAUCUUCCUGACAGGCUGUAAGCUCUUAGCGAUGGCCAUCAUCAUCGUCCCAGGGUUCUAUCAGCUUUUCAAAGGACAGACGCAGAACUUUGAAAACGCCUUUCAGCUGGAGAAAGUCCAGUUGAGCGGCCUUCCGCUGGCCUUUUACUCAGGGAUGUACGCCUAUGCUGGCUGGUUUUACUUGAAUUUUGUAACUGAGGAGGUGGAAAACCCAGAGAGGACAGUGCCACUAGCCAUCUGCAUCUCCAUGGCGAUAGUGACUGUAUGUUACGUGCUGACGAACGUGGCGUAUUAUGCGGUGAUGACUGCCGAGGAGCUGUUGGCAUCGGAGGCGGUUGCCGUGACCUUUGCAGAGAGGCUGUAUGGAAAGUUCUCAGUCGCAGUUCCCAUAUUUGUCUCCCUGUCCUGCUUCGGUUCCAUGAACGGAUGUCUGUUUGCUUUUUCAAGAAUGUUCUACGUAGCAUCUCGUGAGGGCCAUCUGCCAGAGUUCCUGUCCAUGAUACAUAUCCGCAGACACACACCCCUGCCUGCGGUCAUCAUAUUGUAUCCCGUGACGCUGCUGAUCCUGUGGUCAGGUGACCUGUACAGCCUGCUGAACUUCAUGAGCUUCCUGCGCUGGCUCUUCAUCGGCGUGGCCGUGCUCGGGCUCAUCUACCUGCGCUACACACGACCUGACAUGCCACGGCCGUUCAAGGUGCCACUGUUCAUCCCUGCAGUGUUCUCCUUGACCUGUUUCCUCAUGGUGUUCAUGUCUCUGUACUCGGACCCUGUGAACACAGGCAUAGGCUUUGCCAUCUCUCUCACAGGAGUCCCUGCAUACUACAUCUUCAUCGUUGCCAACAAACCAAAAUGGGUGCUCAGGUUCUUAGAUUCUAUGAACAGAUCACUACAGAUCAUCCUUGAAGUUGUACCAGCAGAUAACUAAUGGGUCUUGCUCUUAUUGCUUCCUCUUGUUUGUGUGUGUGUGUGUGUGUGUGUGUGUGUGUGUGUGUGUGUGUGUGUUGUAUGUAUGUGUGUGUGUGUGUGUGUGUGUGUGUGUGUGUGUUUGUGUCUCUGUGUUUCAGACGAAGAAAGGGACAAUAUAAUUUGUACUGUAUCUGAGCUACAUAUUCUGUAUGUGUGUGUGUGUGUGUGUGUGUGUGUGUGUGUGUGCGUGUGAGUGUGACUGUGAAUCUCAACACCAACAUUUUCAUAAAUUGAGCCGCACUUGGCUGGCAGAUGGUCAAAUCUAGAGCGGCUUAGUGGGCUUUCAUGUCUCAUAUCAUCAUUUUAUAUCUCAGUGAUAUUUCCAUACCGCCGUAAUUUAAGGAAAGUGCUUGCACUGAGAGGUGGAACACACUAAAUUCAGGAGGAGGAUUAUGGGUAAUCUAUCUCUAUAACCCCUUCCUCAACAGCCAGCAGAAUGCAUGUACCCUCAUAACGCACACUCAUCCAUCCACUUAUUCAUACACACACACACACACACAAACACAUACACACACACUCGUACACAUACACAUACACACUCUCUCUCUCACACACACACACACACACACACACACACACGCACACGCACAUAUACAUAUACACACACUACACACACCCAGACACUCAAAUGCACAGUUGAAAACCGUGUAUGAAUUGCAUUACUCUCCGGUGAACUGGCUGUUCAUAACAUUAACGUUUAAGUAAAAGCUUUGACUCAAUAGGCUUGUAGGAGACUCAAAGCGAUGAUCAGAGAGAUGACCAAGAUCAAUCAUCCACUGAAAGGAAUCGUUGGCCAUAUUGUGCAUAUGCGCCACAUAUACUGUGUUACAUAAUGUAGUGUGUUGUAUUGUAAGUGAAACGUUGUCAUGAUGUUCUCUUUUAGAAUAUCACUGUAAAGCAUUCCAUUAAAAGAAAGAGACUGAAUGUUCUGUUACACAAUGUCCUGUGCAACAUGCAGUAGGUUUACGUCAGGUUAGGACUUGCUAGAAGGAAAGUCUAAAAAGUGAUGUAGUAACAUGUCUAUGUGUUUGUGCCAACUAACAUUAAAACAUUACAUA
Molecule: messenger RNA, 2625 nt
Organism: Sardina pilchardus (European sardine)
Lineage: Eukaryota; Metazoa; Chordata; Actinopteri; Clupeiformes; Clupeidae
Gene: slc7a11
Product: solute carrier family 7 member 11
Exons: 12
Coding region: 48-1526 (492 amino acids)
Biological process (GO): amino acid transmembrane transport
Cellular component (GO): membrane
Molecular function (GO): L-amino acid transmembrane transporter activity
Source: RefSeq, a predicted model, not a curated record